Homalodisca vitripennis (glassy-winged sharpshooter) is the source of this 958-nucleotide messenger RNA. Its product is annotated as alanine--glyoxylate aminotransferase 2, mitochondrial. Gene Ontology annotation, cellular component: mitochondrion. NCBI's taxonomy places the organism in Eukaryota, Metazoa, Arthropoda, Insecta, Hemiptera, Cicadellidae. The coding region runs from base 266 to 943 and encodes 225 amino acids. Gene Ontology annotation, molecular function: L-alanine:glyoxylate transaminase activity; pyridoxal phosphate binding. The transcript is spliced from 5 exons. The record is from RefSeq and is a predicted model, not a curated record. Gene Ontology annotation, biological process: glyoxylate catabolic process.
ACUGGACUGUAAACAAAUAGAAGCAGACUUGCAGCUCGUGCAUAUCCUAACAUUCAACCAGUGUCACACUAGGCAGCAAACACUUCAGAUUAAGCUGUAUGAAGAAUCUAUUUCUUUGUUUACAUGAAUAAACUUUGUUUCCUACAGACUAAAAUCUGAAGCUUGAGAGCAACAGGUGAUUUUGUAAAGCCACUGAAUUCUUCUCAGAGUUAUUAUUACUGUAUAAAUUAAUUUUUCUUUUACUUUGUUUUUAUGUGUGUUACAUAUGAAGAACUUAAUAAAAACAGUUGGAAGAUUUCUCUGUACAGAUCACCAACAAAAACUUAAAAAUGUGUCAUCACAAACGGUUGUCAAGCAGACUCAAGAUAUUCCCAAGCUUCCAAACUGUUCACUCACUCCACGACCCUAUGAGGGUCCAAGUUACGAGAAGCUGGAAAAGAUCAAACAACAACAUGUGAUUCAGUGUAUCCGACAGUACUACAAGAAGCCUCUGCUUCUGCAUGAGGGGCAUGGUCAGUGGCUUUUUGACCAGAAUGGCAACCGCUACCUUGAUAUGUUUGGAGGCAUUGUUACAGUCAGCGUGGGACACUCACAUCCGAAAGUUAAUGAAGCACUCAGAAAGCAGAUGGAAAAACUAUGGCAUACAACAAAUAUCUACAUGCAUCCGAAAGUGUAUGAGUAUGCAGAAAAACUGGUACAAAAGUUUCCUGGAAAACUGAAGGUUGUGUAUCUUGUAAACAGUGGGUCGGAGGCAAAUGAUUUGGCAAUGCUUUUGGCUAGAAUUCAUACAAAAAACUAUGACAUCAUCUCAUUUCGCAAUGCCUAUCAUGGAAUGAGCCCAUACGUCAUGGGCAUCACUGCACACUCCACCUGGAGGUUUGAAAUUCCCGUCAUGCAAGGGAUACAUCAUGUAAGUAAAACAUUAUUGCUAACUCUUGGGUGAAUACAUAGUGCCAUG